AUGGCUACACAUGAGCCCACACCACGAGGUCUGAUCGCCUCUCAGGGACAGAUUGAUGAAGAAGAUACGGCAGAAAAAAUACGUCCAGUUACUUCUAGCACUGGAAACAAACAUAUAGAAGGAAAAAUGGAUCCCUUUUGGCCAUCAGAAACUAACAGCUUUCGACGCUUCACCCCUGAGUCCUUGGCAGCAAUUGAGGAAAGAAUUGCUAAGAAAAAAAAGCAGCAAGCCAAAGUUAACCGGGAGAAUAAGGGCAAAGGAGUUGAAGAACAUAAACUUACUCCUCAGCUUGAUCUGAAAGUCUGCAAAAAACUGCCGUCUCUGUAUGGGGAUCUUCCUGUGGAGCUCAUUGGGGAACCCCUAGAAGAUAUUGAUCCGUACUACAGUGAUCACAAGACUUUUAUGGUGAUAAAUAACAGGAAGACUAUUUUCCGGUUUACUGCCAUGCCUGCCUUGUUUAUAGUUGGUCCUUUUAAUCCAGUCAGAAAAGCAGCAAUUAAAAUUCUGAUCCAUUCAUUAUUUGUUGGCUUUAUUACAUGUACUGUGGCACUCAAUUGUGCUUCCAUGGCUUUAACUAAGCCUUCAGAAGCACCCAACUGGACUGAAUAUCUUUUUACUGUCAUAUAUACUGGUGAAAUACUGAUAAAAAUAUUAGCAAGAGGAUUUGUUUGGGAUGAAUUUACCUUUCUUCGAGAUCCAUGGAACUGUUUGGAUCUUGUUGUUAUUAUUGUAAUGUAUGUUAGUAUACGGAAAAGUAUGGGCAAGGUUUCAGCUCUUCGAACUUUCAGAGUACUGAGGACUUUGAAAGCUAUUUCAGUAAUACCAGGUCUGAAAGUCAUUGUAAAUUCACUUAUUGACUCUGUUAAGAAACUUACUGAUGUGUUGAUCUUGACUGUUUUUUGCUUGAGUAUAUUUGCUCUAAUAGGCCUCCAGCUUUUUAUGGGCAAUUUAACAUCCAAAUGUGUCCUCAGUAAUACUACAUAUAAUGACACAUUAUGUAAGGAUGCCAAGAUAUAUGUACCAAAUGAUGAAGAUAUCUGCUACAGAAUGAAUAAAUCUUCUGAAAUACUGCUCUGUGGGUUCAGUUCAGAUCCUGACAAAGAGUGCCCAGAAAACUAUAGCUGCGAGAGGAUUGGGAAGAAUCCUGACUUUGGUUAUACAAGUUUUGAUCAUUUUGGCUGGGCCUUCCUUUCUUUAUUUCGUCUGAUGACACAGGAUUGCUGGGAGCGUCUCUACAGACAAACUAUCCGUACAUGUGGGAAGAACUACGUUUUCUUUUUUCUGGGGGUCAUCUUUUUAUGCUCAUUUUAUCUCUUCAAUCUGAUCUUGGCUGUGGUAACUAUGGCAUAUGAAGAGCAAAACAGAGCUACUCGUUCUGAAACAGAGGCAAAGGAAAAAUUACUUCAGGAAGCCCAACAAAUUCUAGAGAAAGAACAGGUGUUGGCUGCUGGAGAGAGUAAGGCGGCCUUACAUGUCAGAUCUGAAAUGUCAGUUGCUGACUUGAAAAAUUCAAAAGAAAAAGAGAUGAAGAAAGAAAAACCUAUUUUAAGACAAAGCUUAAUUUUAGGUGAUCAUGGCAAAGAGGAGCAUAUAUUUCAUUCACAGCCUGGUCACUGCCACAAGAAGCUUAGGCAGGUACUGCUGUCCUAUGAAUUGUCAGUGGACUCUAUUAAUGAUCCUUUUCGAAGACAGAGGUUAAUGAGUGCGGCCACUGUUAUUACAGAUAAUUUGCAACUGCAAGAGUCAAAACUGAAAUGCUCUUUAAUAUUGAAACAUUUUGCUCAAAAGUAUCUAAUUUGGAAUUGUUGUCCAUUCUGGAGAGGAGUCAAAGAGAAGGUGAAAUUGGUAAUUUUGGAUCCAUUUGUUGAUCUCUUAAUCAUGGUUUGCAUUAUCGUGAAUACCUUAUUCAUGGCUCUGGAGCACCCUGACAUGCCAUACAAUUACCAACAAAUGAUUUUUAUAAGUGACAAGAUCUUCACCCUGAUUUUUACAGCAGAAAUGAUCUUAAAAAUCAUCGCUCUAGAUCCUUACAACUAUUUUCAGCAAAAAUGGAAUAUUUUUGAUAGCAUAGUUGUUAUGAUUGGCCUAAUAAGCUUUAAAGAAAAUCUGUCAUCAUUCAGGCUGCUCAGGAUCUUCAAAUUGGCAAAGUCCUGGCCAGCCUUAAAUACUCUUAUGAAAAUAAUUCUGAACUCAGUUGGUGCUCUGGGUAACCUCACUCUGGUUUUGAUUAUCACUGUAUUUAUUUUUGCUGUAGUAGGAAGGCAGGUUUUGGGCAAUUAUUAUGAGAAAAAUUACUCUAAAAUAAACAUCGAUGAGAAUUUGCGCUGGCAUAUGAAGGAUUUUUGUCAUUCAUUCCUGAUUAUAUUCCGAAUAUUAUGUGGAGAAUGGAUUGAAACCAUGUGGGAAUGUAUGGAAGUGGCUGGAAAAGGGCUAUGUCUUCCCAUUUUCUUGCUAGUCCUGGUGAUAGGAAACCUGGUGGUGCUCAACCUAUUCAUUGCCUUGCUGCUGAGUUCAUUCAAUACUGACUCCUCAAUGGGACAAGAGGAAACUGGACAAAUUACUAAAUGUCAGAUUGCCAUUGCACGGAUUCACAAGGGCCUGCAGUCUGUGAAAAAACAAAUUUUGGAUCAUUGUGGCAAAAUAAUGAAACGAAGCCUCAAAACAACAGCCAAAAAGAAGACGUUGUUGACAAUUUCUGCCAAAGACAUAGAGGAAAAUAACUAUGCCAUGACAGAUGUCAGAAAGGAUAUACACAACAGUUGCUUUGACAUUGGGUAUUACAAUACUGAAGAGAGUUCCUCAAUAACAAGGAAAUACGAAGAAUUUUUAACCAGUCAUAGUACCUGUGUUCCCAUUGCAGUAGCAGAGACUUACAGCGAUGAAGGUGAUGAUGACCACAGUGUAUGCACAGGAAUAGAAUACAGAAAACAGGGAGACAGAUUAAGACAUAGAGAGCGGCGCCAGAGUUCAAGCAGCUUCAGUCAGAUUUCUGGGACUUCUGAAACUAUAAGUGGUUUUUCAGAAACACACCAAAAAAAAGAGCAAAAAGAGAAAUGUGAUGCUGGUAGCUAUUCUGAAGCCAGCACUGUGGACCCAGUUAUUCUUCUGGAGAUGUUUUCCCAGCCUAAAACGUCGCACCUGCCUAAGGACUGUUUUGCAGAAAGUUGUGUUGAAUGUUUCCCGUGUUGUGUAGUGGAUAUCACUAAGUUUCCAGGCAGAACUUGGUGGAAAUUUAGAAAAACCUGCUACAGAAUAGUUAAACAUAGCUGGUUUGAAAAUUUUAUAAUUUUUAUGAUAAUAUUGAGCAGCGCAGCACUGGCAUUUGAAGAUAUUCACCUGCAGGAGAGAAAAACAGUGAAAAUCCUCCUAGAGUAUGCUGAUUAAAUAUUUACCUACAUCUUUUUUAUGGAGAUGCUUCUGAAAUGGGUAGCUUAUGGUUUGCACAGUUAUUUCACAAAUGCCUGGUGUUGGCUUGACUUCAUUAUUGUAUGU
Aptenodytes forsteri (emperor penguin) is the source of this 3492-nucleotide messenger RNA. Its product is annotated as sodium channel protein type 5 subunit alpha-like. Gene Ontology annotation, molecular function: voltage-gated sodium channel activity. The record is from RefSeq and is a predicted model, not a curated record. The annotation marks the transcript as partial. Lineage: Eukaryota; Metazoa; Chordata; Aves; Sphenisciformes; Spheniscidae. Gene Ontology annotation, biological process: membrane depolarization during action potential; sodium ion transmembrane transport; neuronal action potential. The transcript is spliced from 21 exons. Gene Ontology annotation, cellular component: voltage-gated sodium channel complex; plasma membrane; axon.